AAAUUAAUAAAAAAGCAAUAAAUUUCACGAAACUCGCGGAUAUAUCAAAUGUUAGAUAUUUUAAGUUAGAUGUUGAAAUGAAAUACACGAUUUCAAUUUUACUUUUCAGUGGUUUUUUCCAUGUAAAUUGCUUAAUUCCAAGUCUUAGUGUCCAAAAAGUUGACAGAAAAGCUAUCCAGAAAAAACGUCAAGACACGUUAGAAAUAUGCAAAAUAUUUAAUGAGCAGAACCAUUUUAUAGAAGAAAAAGGCAGGGUUAAAAGAGAUACGACGUAUUUGGACAAUCCAGCAUUGAACGAUGAAGACCUACGAAGGGUUGAAAGUAUUGUCGAUAAAAUGUAUGAUGAUAACAUUGAUGGUACCAAAGUUACGUAUAGACGAAGGAAUGGGGUAACGGUCAAGAAAAGUGAUCCAGUGCCACAGAGAAGGUAUGACUUCGCGCCUGCCAAGUUGUCAGUGUCCCUUGAAGAACUGCCGGACGAACAGAGUAAAGUUAGUAACAAUGCAUCGUUGAAGAAAAUACCAUGGAUUAAGAAAUGGGAUCAUGGUAUUGUUCCAUACUACAUCGACUCGAAUACUUACGAUGUUCAACUAGCAGAGACAAUAAUAAAGGCGUUUGAAUAUUUUGAAAAGGCCACGUGUAUUAGACUGCAACGGUUACGGAACAAACCGACAGACAAAGAUUCGCUGCAGAAGGUUGAGUGGUUGUACAUUACGAAUCCCUCCGGCUUGAGACAGUGUGUUCACAGCAACGAAAGAAAACCUAAUACUGGAGUACAGAUGGUUGUGUUUGGAUACGAUUGCAUGUCGCUGGGUGAAAUUACUCACGAAGUUAUGCACAUCUUAGGCUUCUCCCACGAACACACCCGUCCAGAUAGAGACCAGCACAUCACAAUUCUAUGGGACAAUAUUAAACCUGGAUACAAAAAGUAUUUCGCAGUGCGAGAAGAGGAUGCCCUCUUAGGUCUGCCGUACGACUAUACAAGUGUUCUGCACUACCCCUCAAGAGCGUUUUCCAAGAACGGUCAACAAACUAUUGUGACGGAGAAUGGUGUUAGAAUUGGUCAGAGGCAAGCCCUAAGUGAAACAGAUAUUGAAAAAGUUUCUUUGAUCUACAAUUAUGAUUGUGCCGAGCGAAAUAACGAGUAUCUGCUCAAAACAUGUCCUAACGUAGUCCAAUCUGCCAGUAACAAUAAAAAGGUUACAGAUGCUGAAAUACAAGAGUAUUUUAACGAAAGACUGUGGCCCUAUGGUAUAAUUAAUUAUGACUUUAAAGAUCAAUUGGAAUUUACCCUUGAAGAAAGAGAAAAUAUUCAGGCUGUUAUAAAGCACAUUGAAAAAGAAACUUGUAUUAGAUUCAGAAAUAUAGGAACUACUAAUUCUAAUGAGUAUAGUGGGGAUACCUAUGAGGUUGAUGAGGCAUUCGGAAAUACAACAUUUUCUUCAGAUGAACUUAACGGAGUAACAGUUCAAGAAGAUAAAACAAGUGACGAUGAUAAUGCAAUGAAACCAUCACCAGGUGGUGACACCAUCAAUGAAGAAAAAAAUAACGUUAAUGGUGAUGAUGUGACAGAACAAACACAACCGACAUCUGAAACAAUAAUAGAUGAAACUAAUAUGAAUGAAAAUUCCACGGAACCCACACAAACAGAAACAGAUGGAAAUAUGGAAGAAAUACAAAUUGUAAGAGAAGAAAUGCCUCAAGAAGAAGACACAAUUAGAAGAAAUGGUGUGAAUGAAGCGACACAGCGUAAUGAUGAAGAAAACGAAAUAAAAAGCGAAAAUGAGGACUUCAAAAAUGCGGAAAAUGAUUCUACGAUAGCACGCGUAAAGCGAAGAGCAAAAAUAAUAAAUUCCCAGAUUCCGAUGAGAAGGCAUGCCCAAAAUAUUAUAAGAUUGGUCAGAUCUACAGAGCCUGGGUGUCAAUGUCCACCGCCAGGAAGGCCAAAUGGAAAUGCAGAUUUGGUAAUAAACAUGGACUGUUUCAAUUCAGUGAAUGAUCUUCUACAUUUGUUCGUGCAUGUUCUGGGAUUGGAUCACCAACACAAUACCCACGAUAGAGAUUCUUACAUUAAAAUACUAUGGGACAAAGCUUCACCAGACAUUAAGCUAGACAUGGAGAACAAGCUCCCACCACCUGCGUCGGCUGGAUUCUCCUAUGACUAUCAGAGUGUAAUGCAUUUCCCAUGGUUACAAAUCAAUAAUGGCGCAAGAAAUAUUAUGUACCCUAUUUGGAAUGACGGUUGGAGCAUGGGCCAUUGGCAAGGACUAAGUGCAACAGACGUGCAGAAAAUAAAUAAGAUUUAUAACACUAAUUGUGCUUCACGAAAAAAACAAGCCGAUACAUAAAACGGUUGCAAUUUUUUGUUUUCCCGAAAUAAACAACAAAAUAAUAUUGUCAAGAAAAGUGGUCAGCGUUAUAUGAUAAUGACAGAUAAUAAAGAAACUAAGUCAGGCCACACCAGAGCGAAUUGUGAGCGAUACUUUAAUUCGCCGCAAUGUUCGUACUACAUUUACUACGGGGUAUAAUAUGUAUCGUAGGUAUACUUGCAAAUCGGACGUGCAUUUGUGAUGGUACAUUGGUAGUGGGUUACCUUUUUUACCCAUGGUUUUAUUUGGGUACCUAGCUUUUUAAAUAUUUGCCAUUAUUAUAAAACUCUGCAUAUACAAAUAAUAUACCUACUACGUUUUGUCGAAUUUGACACACAUUAUUUCUUUGUCUGUAAUUAAAUAAUGAAGGGUUGUUUUGAACCACUGCAAUAAAUUUUAUGUUAAAUAUUA
This is a messenger RNA of Leptidea sinapis, 2780 nucleotides long. Its product is annotated as protein SpAN-like. NCBI's taxonomy places the organism in Eukaryota, Metazoa, Arthropoda, Insecta, Lepidoptera, Pieridae. Gene Ontology annotation, molecular function: metalloendopeptidase activity; zinc ion binding. Gene Ontology annotation, biological process: proteolysis. The transcript is spliced from 12 exons. The record is from RefSeq and is a predicted model, not a curated record. Bases 78 to 2348 code for a protein of 756 amino acids.